CACAUUCUACUUUUUUGCUUCAAAUUCAGCAUUUAACUAAGCCUAAUUCCAAUAAGGAAUAUGCACCUCUUUCUUUUACCAUUCUAUAUUUGCCCUACAUGCCCUCUAAUAAAAUUGAAUUUGGCUGAGAAGCCAUUUCUUUAAGAAGGAGACUUGGUUGCUCAGUUGAAGAAUAAAAAUGGCUCAACAGUUUGAUUUUUCUAUUAGUUUUUCUGCCUUUUGCCUGCCCUCUGUCUAGCACUCUUCAACCCCAAAUCUGUGUUCUAGGAAACUUGUCUGAAGAAGAGGGCGGUCCUGAGGCCACUGAGGAGGUUGGAGGCUGGGGCUUCUCUGCAUUGAAAUGUCCCUGGUAGAGAAGGCAAAAGAAAAGCUUUUGAAGAGUGUCUUGAAGUGAAGCAUGCUGCGCUCCCGUGGAGUGGGAAGAAACUGAUCUUCCAGGUUUUGGAGCAGAGAGGCUGAAGAAAAGAUUUAAAUAACAAGAAAACCUGGAGUUGAGCAGCACCUAAAGAUCAGUGAGCAGCUCCAACAUGAUUGUACAGAAGAGCUAACAGGCACUGGAAGUCUAGAGAACAGGCAGAGAUACCCCCUGCACUGUGUAAAAUUAUGAAAAAUGUAUCCAUGAGGUCCUGCUAUCGCAGUGGUAGAAGACUCAAGCCAGGACUUUUAGAGCUUGUAGGUGCUGAGGUAAUCAGGAAUGCUUUCACCAAUAUUCCAGUCCUCUGUCUGAGCACACGGUGAGACGGAACUUCUCAGCUGCCUCAAAGGAUGAAGGAGGAGGCUCCCUCAGCCUGGUUAUCUGGGUGGAGAUGAUACAGAGCAAAGCCCUUCCUCCAAGCCCAUCUAGAGAGGACAUGUCAUAUCGUGGUGGGCUUCCUUCUACAAAGAGGACUCAGAUGUUACUCUUGAGAGCUUAAGAGCCAGAGAGCUGAAAAUGGCAGUCUUAACAAUUUUAUGGAGCCAGGUGGAGGAGCCAAGAUGGCCGAAUGGGAACAGCUCUGGUCUACAGCUCCCAGCAUGAGCGAUACAGAAGACAGCACAUCCAUAGAAGAGACAAUGAGACCACAGGAAAAACAGGUAACCAUCACUGAAACCCUGUGGGACCAGGUGCUGACAGUUUUUAAGGAUAUACAAAAGGAGCUGCAGGAAGAUGCUCGGAUUCGAGGGAUGAGCAACUGCUCCAUGACACCCAUGACAUCAGCACCCAGGACUGGAAGCAUAAGGCCUCCAGAUUCCUUGAUGACCCCAAAGUUGAGAAGAUUGCAGUUCAGCUCUGGAGAGCAGCCAUCAGGAGGCCGUAUCCACAACCUGAAGACACAGCUCUUCAGUCAAUCAGCUUACUACCCUGGACCCUAACUCUACAAUCAAGGAAGAAGGACAUCUCUGCUUCCGCCAGCACAGCUUCAGUUGGGGAAGAUAUUAGCAGACAUCAUCACUGAACCCAGAAGAGAGGGUGGUGCCCAUGAGUGGAGAUGCCAGGGUCUAUGGCUGAAACUGGGAACUUGGAAAUCAAGUGAGACCCAAGCAAGGAAACCAACUGCCAAAGCAAGGAAACCAGCUUGGUUUGGCAAACAGCUGAUGAAAUAAAUGUGACGUAGAAGACUUGCCUUCCUGGUUCUUCCUGGGCUGUGGAAUGGGUAGUGAUAGAAUUUCCAAGUAUGAUAGUGCAUUUGGUUCAAAGAACAGCACUGUAGCAUGGGAGAACCUGCACUAUAAUGUCAUAAACUCAAUCUGACUUUG
Messenger RNA from Homo sapiens (human), 1737 nucleotides. It is a transcript of the gene LYLDT1, whose product is annotated as lysosomal-lipid droplet tether 1. The coding region runs from base 952 to 1353 and encodes 133 amino acids. The record is from RefSeq and is a predicted model, not a curated record. The transcript is spliced from 13 exons. Lineage: Eukaryota; Metazoa; Chordata; Mammalia; Primates; Hominidae.